This is a messenger RNA of Ostertagia ostertagi, 501 nucleotides long. The record is from the annotation of a GenBank genome assembly. NCBI's taxonomy places the organism in Eukaryota, Metazoa, Nematoda, Chromadorea, Rhabditida, Trichostrongylidae.
CCAACGGCCGGGCGCGUCCGGCCGACGACACUUUCCAGAGGAUGUGACAGCGAAGACCCGUUGGCUGAUUGGGUGAUUGUUUGUUUCUGUAUAAAGAGGGCGGUCUCUCUCUCUUACAUGCUUCUUGUUGGACAAUUCGCGCCAUCCCUCAGCUUGAUUGCGUGCCGCCCUCUUCCACGGCCUUAUCCCAUUCACUCCCUCACAUCACACUCCCACAGAACUAUCGAGGCAAGUUCAGCGUCCAGAAUGCGAUCCGCUACUGUCGCCUUUCUACUACUUAGCGCACUUCUCAUCAGUGCACAGAAGUCACACGCCAAAGGGACGCCGGAGUUGAUGCAACCCAUGGUGUAUGAGACUGACAAUAGUGAUUUGCUUGCCAAGGUAUCAUCGCAGUUGCUGAACGCCCUUGCCAAUAUUGAGAGCAUGCAGGAAGGUACACCAGUGAAGAUCGCCGAGAAACGUCGCAACAAGUUCGAGUUCAUUCGAUUUGGUCGAAAGUGA